AUGCGCGUUCCGCCGUCAGCAGGAUUCUCAGAAGCCAACGCAUCGUCGCCCAGGUCCAUUCCGGUCUCUCAUCUACUCUCGAAUCAUCCCUCAUCACCACCCAGGCACCAGCUAGCGGCGCCCACGCAGCAAACUUUGUACCGACAGCCUCCGGUAGACCAGUAUCCGACCUCGCAAGUUGAGUACAGGCCGCAGCCACUUUCGUACCCACCAGCACCCCCACAUCGAUUUGAGCAGGCGCCCGCGCCGUUUCGACAGCCACAGCCAUAUCAGUCUUUCCAGCCAGCAGCGCACUCACAGUACCAGCGACCCCAGUACUCUCCUGCACAUCCAUCCCUGGGCAAUGACCAUUUCGAUGGUAGCCCACAUAGCCCGUCGAUCAGUGGAUUCUCAUCGCCAAGCAGCUAUAGCCAUUCCGAAGCAUCGCCACGCUCAUCGCUUGCACGACCUCCAAAGUCUGGCGCCAGCAAAGCGCCACCGCUGGAUUUUGCCCUCAGUAUUCGACAGCAGCCCGUGGCAGCUCGGGCCUGUGGAUUCGGGGAACGCGAUCGCCGUGUUAUAGAUCCUCCGCCGAUUCUCGAACUCAAGAUUACAGAUAGAGUGACAGGCUUUCCAGAGCAAGACCUCAACGCCAUGCUCGCGCUGCACUGUACUCUACUGAGUCCAGAUGGCACCGCCGACGAGACAGAGUUGCCAUCUGCACAUCCCGACAUUCCGACGACCCGGAGACUCAUGGGCACGCUUGUUGCAUCGCCUUACCAGGCAAAGGACGAAAAUGGCAUCGCGGGAACCUUUUUUGUGUUCCCAGACCUCAGUUGCAGAUCUCCUGGCAAAUACAGGCUCAAGUUCCGCCUUCUGAGAGUCGACACCAGCAACAUGCAAGUGGGCGCGACUCAUGGCAACGUUGCCAGCGCCAUGACCGAUGYCUUCAAUGUGUACACGGCGAAAGACUUUCCUGGUAUGCGGGCAAGUAGCGGUCUACUGAAGGCGUUACGACGACAGGGAUUGAAUGUCGGUGUGAAGAAGGGCUCUGAGAGUCGAAAGGGUAAAAGCAAAGCCAAAAAGGAGGCCGAAAGCUCAAUUUCGUCCUCCGAGGGCGACGACGACAGCGACGUGGAUGUCAGAGGUGGCGUGAACCGUAGUCAUCCCACUUCUGGUGGUGUCAGCCCCAAGACCAAGGAGAGACAGAAGGGAAAGAGGAGGAAGCGAGACUGUUGA
Messenger RNA from Ramularia collo-cygni, 1218 nucleotides. RefSeq lists its product as uncharacterized. Lineage: Eukaryota; Fungi; Ascomycota; Dothideomycetes; Mycosphaerellales; Mycosphaerellaceae. The transcript has a single exon. The record is from RefSeq and is a predicted model, not a curated record. Bases 1 to 1218 code for a protein of 405 amino acids.